Messenger RNA from Funneliformis geosporum, 225 nucleotides. Lineage: Eukaryota; Fungi; Glomeromycota; Glomeromycetes; Glomerales; Glomeraceae. The record is from the annotation of a GenBank genome assembly.
AUGAUAAAAAAUUCUAGUUCAAUAUACUAUCCUACUUUUAAAAUUCCAGCUAAUAAUGCUUUACAGCAAUUAGAAAUAGAUUUAGUAAAAUUAUUGAAAAAGAAUAAAGCAGGAUGGUUAGUAAAUACUUUUAAAGACAAAUAUAUAAUUCUGAUUAUAUUUGAUGAUUAUUUUGAAAGAGCAAAUCCUGAAAAGUAUAAACAAGCAAGAAGUCUUUUAAUGUAG